GUGCUGGCCAUCGAGCCCCAGGAUCUUGAGUUCAGGUGGAACUACAAGUACCGUGAGGCCAAGUGGUUCGGUGCUAGAGAGGAGGAGGAAGAGGACGGCAACAGGAAAAGAGGCGAAAGAAAGAUGGUGCUUUGCCUUGCCUGCCGGUAGUUGUAGUUUUAUCUGGAUCUCCUUCGUCGUCUUACCCACUCUGCAGCCCAAGCCAAAGAGUCUGAGAGACCACAUUUCCUAGGAUGCCCUGCGGUGCGUCCUGCUGCACUUUCUCCUUAGGCGGCGGGGAGGCUUCAGUAAAUCUUGGUAAAAACAGAGUGAAAGGCAGUGGGAGUCGAAGCAGAGGGUCUGAAGUUCACGACUAUAGAAGGGGAGGGGAGUGGAAAGGCUCUCAGUGAAAAAGGUGCGGUGGCUCACACCUGUAAUCCCAGCACUUUUGGAGGCUAAGGCAGUUGGAUCACGAGGUCAGGAGAUCAAGACCAUCCUGGCUAACACGGUAUAAAAUAAUUUCUGAAUUAUCAGUCUCUCAUUUAUGCUUUGGGGAAGCAGAAAAAGCAAAAGCGUCUUUGGCCAUCUUCUGCUGGAGCUUUCAGGGAGGAUGUGUCUGCAAGAGACCAGAUGUGCUGGGUUUCAAGUCCCGGAAGCCCAAGGGAAAAAAGAACUGCAGGGAGGAAAAGACUGUGCAGAGGCUUCUGGAGUCUUCUCUGCUCUAACCUUGGAAGGGUUUGAACAAUGUUUCUCGGAGGAUGGCCUUUCACUUACUCAUCUGUCCAGCAUAACUCAUCCCCAGGAGUGUUGAGUAGAGUCUCACUCUGUCACACAGGCUGGAGUUCACAGCAGCCUCUGCCUCUGGGGUUCAAAUGAUUCUCCUGCCUCAGCCUCCCAAGCAGCUAGGAUUACAGGUUGCAUGAUGGAAUUUGAACAUUACUUCAAGAGGUUUUAUAUUUUGGAUUAGCUAAUCGGGGUUGUCCUCUGCUGACUGUUUCUUCGGACGCAGCUUUUGGUGUGCUUUUGAGGCAUUAAAUGCAAAGAGAUCAUACCAUGGACUACAAGGAAAGCUGCCCAAGUGUAAGCAUUCCCAGCUCUGAUGAACACAGAGAGAAAAAGAAGAGGUUUACUGUUUAUAAAGUUCUGGUUUCAGUGGGAAGGAGUGAAUGGUUUGUCUUCAGGAGAUACGCAGAGUUUGAUAAACUUUACAACACUUUAAAAAAACAGUUUCCUGCUAUGGCCCUGAAGAUUCCUGCCAAGAGAAUAUUUGGUGAUAAUUUUGAUCCAGAUUUUAUUAAACAAAGACGAGCAGGACUAAAUGAAUUCAUUCAGAACCUAGUUAGGCAUCCAGAACUUUAUAACCAUCCAGAUGUCAGAGCAUUCCUUCAAAUGGAUAGUCCAAAACACCAGUCGGAUCCAUCUGAAGAUGAGGAUGAAAGAAGUUCUCAGAAGCUACACUCUACCUCACAGAACAUCAACUUGGGACCAUCUGGAAAUCCUCAUGCCAAACCAACUGACUUUGAUUUCUUAAAAGUUAUUGGAAAAGGCAGCUUUGGCAAGGUUCUUCUUGCAAAACGAAAACUGGAUGGAAAAUUUUAUGCUGUCAAAGUGUUACAGAAGAAAAUAGUUCUCAACAGAAAAGAGCAAAAACAUAUUAUGGCUGAACGUAAUGUGCUCUUGAAAAACGUGAAACAUCCAUUUUUGGUUGGGUUGCAUUAUUCAUUCCAAACAGCCGAAAAGCUUUAUUUUGUUCUGGAUUUUGUUAAUGGAGGGGAGCUUUUUUUCCACUUGCAAAGAGAACGGUCCUUUCCUGAGCACAGAGCUAGGUUUUAUACUGCUGAAAUUGCUAGUGCAUUGGGUUACUUACACUCCAUCAAAAUAGUGUACAGAGACUUGAAACCAGAAAAUAUUCUUUUGGAUUCAGUGGGACAUGUUGUCUUAACAGAUUUUGGGCUUUGCAAAGAAGGAAUUGCUAUUUCUGACACCACUACCACAUUUUGUGGGACACCAGAGUACCUUGCACCUGAAGUAAUUAGAAAACAGCCCUAUGACAAUACUGUGGAUUGGUGGUGCCUUGGUGCUGUGCUGUAUGAAAUGCUGUAUGGAUUGCCUCCUUUUUAUUGCCGAGACGUUGCUGAGAUGUAUGACAAUAUCCUUCACAAACCUCUAAGUUUGAGGCCAGGAGUAAGCCUUACAGCCUGGUCCAUUCUGGAAGAACUACUAGAAAAAGACAGGCAAAAUCGACUUGGUGCCAAGGAAGACUUUCUUGAAAUUCAGAAUCAUCCUUUUUUUGAAUCACUCAGCUGGGCUGACCUUGUACAAAAGAAGAUUCCACCACCAUUUAAUCCUAAUGUGGCUGGACCAGAUGAUAUCAGAAACUUUGACACAGCAUUUACAGAAGAAACAGUUCCAUAUUCCGUGUGUGUAUCUUCUGACUAUUCUAUAGUGAAUGCCAGUGUAUUGGAGGCAGAUGAUGCAUUUGUUGGUUUCUCUUAUGCACCUCCUUCAGAAGACUUAUUUUUGUGAACAGUUUGCCAUUCAGAAACUAUGGAGCAAAAUAAGUCUAUAGAUGGGACUGAAGCUUCUAUUUGUGUGGAUAUAUUCAAAUAUAUAUAACUAGUGCCUCAUUUUUACAUGUAAUGACGAAAACUAUGAAAAAAAUGUAUUUUCUGCUACUUGCAAGAAAAAUAGGGCAUUUUAAAGAGCUGUUUUGAUUAAAAUUUAUAUUGUUUAGUAAGUUUAUUUUUAAACAAAAUUUAAAAGUUAUUAUUCUUAGCAUUAACCUAUUUUUAAAGAAAACUGUUUUGCAGUUGACUGUUUUUUCCCUCUAAGUUUACACUAACAUCUACCCAAGAUAGACUGUUUUUAACAGUCAAUUUCAGUUCAGCUAACAUUAAUACCUUUGUAACUCUCUACUAUGACUUUUGUUAUCACAUCAAAACUAUGCAAUUGGUACAUGGUUGUUUAAGAAGACAUCAUAUUUUUCCAUGAUAAAUCACUAUUUGAAAUACUUGGUUCAUGGUAUGAUUAAAAUGUAAAAGCAUAAUUAAUGCAUUGGCUGCUAGUUAACACUUGGAGUAACUUUAUUCUGCAGAUUAUUUAAGAAGUAACAAAAGGAAAUUAUUUGUUUUUGAAAUACCAGUUCAACUUUGUGGAUUAUUUUUCCUCAGAAGGAAAAGAAAAAGUUUAAUGGUUAGGAAUUUUAAGUAUUCCCAAAGAUCUGAAGGGUAAUAAAAUGUACUGCUGGAUUUUUUAAGGUGGUACCAAAAACAUCUAUCUCUCUGUCAUAUAUUCAUAUUACAAAUAUAUUCUAUUUAUGUUCUAUUCAUCUUUUGAAUGUUUAGUAUGCUAUUAAGUCAUUCUAAAUUUUUGUAUUUGCUUUUGCAAAUAGGUAUUUCAAAGCUCUUUUCCUAAUGGGUUAAGUAAAAUAAAAAAUUGAGCUUUCUAGAGUAUUUGCCUAAUUGGGAAUUAAAAAGUAAAAUAACAGGCCAGGCACGGUGGCUAAUGCCUAUAUCCCAGCACCCUAGGAGGCUGAGGCAGGCAGAUUAUUUGAGCUCAGGAGUUUGAGACCAGCCUGGGCAACAUGGUGAAACCCUAUCUCUACAAAAAAUACAAAAAUUAGCCAGACAUGGUGGCACGUGCCUUUAGUCCCAGCUACUCUGGAGGCUGAAGUGGGAGGAUGGCUUGGGAGGUUGCAGUGAACUGAAAUCCUGCCACUGCACUUCAGCCUGGGUGCCAGAGCAUGACCCUAUUAAAAAAAAAAAAAAAGUAAAAACAAAUUGUGAGUCAACAUAAAUGUAUAUAGUUUUAUUACAAUGUAACAAAAGUUAAAAAUCAGACAGUAUCCAAUUCUAUAUAUCUUAGAAAAAGUACAGGAAACAGACCUUAAAAUCGUAACUUACCAACUAACUUAUAGGCUUAUAAAAGUAAAGGAGAAUAACUGGCUGGCAUGGUGGCUCAUGCCUAUAAAAUCCCAGCACUUUGGGAGGCUGAGGCAGGAGGAUCACUUGAGCCCAGGAGUUCAAGACCAGCCUGGGCAAUGUGGUGAUACCUCAUUUCUAUUCAUUUAUUUUUUUUUUUUAAAAAAAGAGAGAAUUAACUACAGAAGAACUUUAAAAAAUUAAAAUAAGCUUACCUUGGAAUUUUGAUUCUUGGAUUAGAGUAGAGGUAUGUUUAAGUUAUGUAGGAAACAUUCUUGUAAAAGUUUAAUGACCCACUUUAGAUGCUCCAAGAACAAGCAUCCCUUUCCAUGUUUGUCUUGAGAAAGAAAUCAUGAAAGCAUUUCUCACCAAUACUCUUUGGCUUAAAAAUGUUCAGAAUUGGGCAGCGGGGGUGUCAGUGUGCUUUUCUUACAUUAAUAAUAUUUAUAUCCAAUACACUGAAUCUUCCUUUAGAGGUAAGACUUUAAUAUCUACACUGUAAAUAUUUGAUUUAUUUGGCACUACUGUAAGUUUCGCUUUUACACAAAGCUCUUUGCUUAUUAUAAAGCAAAAUAAAAAUUGUAGUUUCUUGUUUGAUUUUUUUGUACUCAUUCAUUCCUCAGUUAAGCUGCCAAAAAUAAAAGUGCAAUAUUGUAUAUUUUUAAGAACAAAUUUAAAAUAGAAUUUUGAUAUUUCUGAGAUCACAAGAUAUACAAAUCUAUAUAAUAUAAUAAAAUCAAUGAAAAGAU
This is a messenger RNA of Callithrix jacchus (white-tufted-ear marmoset), 4648 nucleotides long. Lineage: Eukaryota; Metazoa; Chordata; Mammalia; Primates; Cebidae. The record is from RefSeq and is a predicted model, not a curated record.